AUGGCGUGUUGGGCAACGUUGUCGCUGUACGACUGCUCGACAAACCGGCCGGCAUCUCUCUUUGGUAAUAACUUAGGAGCGCCUGAACGAUUGUUCUCGCAGUCACUGCGGCCGUGCCCUGAACGGGCUUAUGUAGGACGAUGGUCAGUGUAUCAGGCUUCGAGAAGCUUCUUUAUCACUGGCGGUGCCUCCUCUCCCAUGGAUGUGGAGGUUGUCUUGCCAAGGGAUUGCGUGAUGCUGCAAUGGGGAGGGGGUAAUCCACCUCGCCUAGGAGAGGCAUUGGGCGUUGUGUUCUCGUCCACUACCUCCGAGCUCUCGUGGAUGAUGUCCACGAGGGCAGAGAUAUACCUAAUUUCUGUGUCAAUUCCUGGACUCAAUCCAAAAUGGCGUUUCAAGAUUUUUGAUCAAAUUUCAGAGCGAAGAAAGCUCGAAAGGCAGCAAAAGAUGAAGAGAAGAAUCAUGAUCGCUGUCGUAUUACUUCUCCUCAUCCUCGCCGCGGUUGCUGCUGCUGUUGUCUAUCUUGUUGUGUUCAAAAACAAGAGCGAGGACGCCUCCGCCAACAAAUCUAACAAGAACGCCUCAAAAGAACCAACCACCCCUAAAAGUGAUGCAACACCACCUCCUAAGGAUGACACACCAUCAACACCUCCUGCCCCUCCACCAAAGGAGGAAGGUGCUGCAGCACCGCUGGUUGAGGAUGCUGCGGCCCCUUCACCACCAUCUGACAAUGCUCCUGCACCGUCACCACAAGAGGGUGACAAUGCAGCAGCACCAGCCCCUUCACCACAAGCUGAAGGAGCUAUAGGAGCAAUAUGUGCGGCCACGGAUUUCAAUCAAACAUGCGGGGACAUUCUAUCAAAAGUCUUACAAACCAAUGCCUCUGGGGCUCAACCCGCGGAUCUUCUCAAGGCAACCAUGUCUGCAGCUAUUGAUGAGAUUGCAAAGGGCAUUGAUGAACUAGGCAAAAUCAACAAGGAUUCUCCAGAGAAAUCGACCGCCUAUGACGAUUGUAUGUCCCUCCUUGCUGAUGCCAAAAAGGACUUGAACAGUUCUAUUUACAUUCUUGAUGGCGGCAUUAAUGAUGUCGCCUCAGCAACAGCUGAACUCAAUAACAAGUUAAGUGCAGCUUUAACAUACCAAGACAUGUGUGUGGAUGGAUACCCUGAAGCAGACCAGUCCACGGUACAAACUGCCUUGAAGAUAAUAGGGGAACAUACCAUCAAUUCUCUGGCUGUUGCGUCCGAAUUGUCAACAACAUCCCCAAAGCCAAAUAAUAAUGCUAAAAGACGUCUUCUAACAACACGAUUAGGCGUUCCCACAUGGAUGAAUCAAGGUGAUCGUAGAAUGUUGGAAGAAGAAGAAGCUAAAGAUCCAAAGGGUAUUGCAAACGUCACUGUUGCAAAAGAUGGUAGCGGUAAUUUUACUACCAUAAAUGAUGCUCUAAAGGCAGUUCCAAGCUUUGAAGGAAGGUACUUUAUUUAUGUGAAAGAAGGAGUUUAUGAAGAGAAUGUAGUUGUGUCACAAACCAAUCUUACAUUUUUUGGAGACGGAUCCCAAAAGAGUAUUAUCACCGGGAGCAAAAACAUUGUGGACGAUCUGUCAACGUACCAAAGUGCAACAGUUGUUAUUUCGGGGAAUGGAUUUAUUGCAUAUAAGAUAGGAUUCCGAAACACAGCGGGUCCAGAAAAGUUACAAGCAGUGGCACUCCGGGUCCAAGCUGAUCAUGCAAUAAUUGUGAAUUGUCGCAUGGAUGGUUACCAAAGCGUGAUCCACGCUGCAACCCAUCGACAAUUCUAUCGCGGCUGUUACAUUACAGGUACGGUUGACAUUAUCUCGGGCAACGCUGCUGCUGUAUUCCAGAAUUGCCAAAUUUACCUAAGGAAACCAUUGGAUGACCAAAAGAACGUCAUUACUGCUCAAGGAAGGUCGAACAAGCGUCAAACCACAGGAACCGUCUUGCAAAC
Messenger RNA from Nicotiana tabacum (common tobacco), 1964 nucleotides. The record is from RefSeq and is a predicted model, not a curated record. NCBI's taxonomy places the organism in Eukaryota, Viridiplantae, Streptophyta, Magnoliopsida, Solanales, Solanaceae.